Panicum virgatum (switchgrass) is the source of this 1930-nucleotide messenger RNA. RefSeq lists its product as uncharacterized. The transcript has 7 exons. Lineage: Eukaryota; Viridiplantae; Streptophyta; Magnoliopsida; Poales; Poaceae. Bases 101 to 1930 code for a protein of 609 amino acids. The record is from RefSeq and is a predicted model, not a curated record.
GUUACAUUAACCUUGUUUUUUUUGUAAAGCAGAGAUGUGAUUCUUUCUUUUAACAUGUUACAUUAACCUUUUUUUUCUAAAGCAGAGAUCUGAAAUAAAUAUGAUAUCAUCACCAAAGUGUGUAGUAGAUGCAAUAGCGGCCCUCUCACAGGACCAAAAGAAUAAGAUCAAAGAGUUGGGCUUUGGGGAGCUUCUAAAGUUUAGUUUAGAUGGCUUUGGAGACCGCUACAUGCUAGAAUUCCUCAUGGACCACACAGACCCAGAAAAUAUGGAAAUUCGAGUGGGGGGAGGAGAUAAGAACCUGCCCAUCAAUGAACACGUAGUACAAUGCGUUCUUGGCGUGCCAACUGGAAAGGGAAGAGACACACCAGAUUCCCCCUACAUGGAAUCUGAACUUAACAAUCUGAGAACAGAGCUUGGUGUCAAAACUGACAAAAUUAAAAGCUCUGACCUCAUAGCCAAGAUCAAUGGUGGUGGCACAGACUAUUUGACCAUCCGUUGCUUUUUUAUUCUGUUGUGCUACAAACUUCUGUUCCCUGGUUCACAAAACCAUGUUACCAAGCGGGAGGUUGCCCUGACCCAUUCACCCAAGGACAUUGCGGAGGUGAACUGGGCAAAGGCUGUUGUCGAUAACCUCCGUUCGGCAGCCCGCAAGUGGCACUCUGAUAAGUUGGCGGUUUCAAAGAAGAAAAGGACACUCUCUGGUUCUGUGACAUUCUUACUGUUGUACUAUCUAGACCAUCUACGGAGUCCUCACAGUAUACCUUGCAUUAUCACCCCGAGGACUUCCGUCUACACCACGGAUAUUAUCAAAAAAAUCAUAAAAGCAGACAAGAGGAGUCGCAGUGGUCACAUUUAUGGCCUCCUAGAUUUCAGGAGCAUGGUGGGUACAUGCUAUUCAAUGGGUAGUAGGCAACUUGUUCCGAACAUCAGAAUUGAACCGUUGCAUUCCAAUUUUUUUCAAGAUUUAAGCCCACGAAAGAGGGAAAUUGCCACAUCAUAUGUCAACACAGUUGAGCAUUCCAAUUUUUUUCAAGAUUUAAGCCCACGAAAGAGGGAAAUUGCCACAUCAUAUGUCAACACAGUUGACAUUUUGAUGGAACAAAUUUUGAAGGAGAGGAAUCAGUUUAUGAUCUCCAUGGGCGCGCAAGAUGCCCAGAACAGCAGCAGAGCAGCUGAGCCUCAGGGCGGUGACUCAGGGAUCCAAGAUGAUCCCCGGAACGAGCAUUCUGAAGCUUAUCCUUCUCCUGCUGCUGAUGAUGCUCUUCCUUCUGAUGACACUAAUCCCAGGUAUGCCGAGCUAGCAGAAGCUAUGUCUACCAGGGAGCAGAAGAGGAAGGAACCAAGUAGUAUGACUCAUGCGGCACCACAGUCAUCACAUGGUACACCAACAUCUCCCAGGGCCUCGGUCGACACACCUGAUGUGUCGAAUGAUCUGCUCCAUCCACCGGAGACGACUCAGGAGGAUGCCUCACUCCAUCCGACGCAGCAGAUUCAGGAGGAGGAUCUGGAGACACCCGUCGCUCCGCUUAAUCUUGAAAUGGCAACUGCACAAGCUUUGUACAAAGAGGUGCUAUCAUUUUCAGUUGACGAUAUUUUGAAGCGGAAAUAUGACCCUUUCAAGCACAUCCUGUAUCUUGGAAAAGCACAUCCUGUAUCUAGGAAUAGCACAUCCUUGACACUAAACUGUCGCAAUGACCCGGGCCUCCCCUUCGCGCUCACCAUCCGCGCGGGGCUCGACCCGCUAAGCUCCUCGGCGCGCGAACCCUUCGCGCUUGCCGCCGAGUUCUUCAACCUCCUCUCCUUCGACCCGUCUUCUUCCUCCGUCUCAAGCCUCGCCUUGGCAACUUCCCGCUCUCCGGCAUGCUCCGCUCCCCCGCGGCGGCGGCGGCGGCCCGGGCUGCACUGCUCGCCGUGCUGUUCCAGUUAA